Molecule: messenger RNA, 9402 nt
Organism: Physeter macrocephalus (sperm whale)
Lineage: Eukaryota; Metazoa; Chordata; Mammalia; Artiodactyla; Physeteridae
Gene: RAPGEF6
Product: Rap guanine nucleotide exchange factor 6
Exons: 30
Coding region: 206-5143 (1645 amino acids)
Biological process (GO): small GTPase-mediated signal transduction
Molecular function (GO): protein binding; guanyl-nucleotide exchange factor activity
Source: RefSeq, a predicted model, not a curated record
UUUCCUUUUGGCCAGUCGCGCGUGGGCUGAGGCCCUGGGCGGGCGGUGCGAAGGCUUGUUUGCCAAAGCGGGGUCCUCGCCGCAGUCCGGAGCUCCCUUAUCCAGGGGAGGCGGAAAAGGGUGUAGGCGCCCUACCUAGGGUGAAUGGGCUGUCGCGUGAGCUGCUAAGGGCAGACUGGGGAGCACGGGGGCCGGGGCCGCGACCAUGAACUCACCCGUGGACCCUGGAGCUAGGCAGGCGCUGAAGAAGAAGCCGCCCGAGCGGACGCCCGAGGACUUAAAUACUAUUUAUUCUUAUCUUCAUGGAAUGGAAAUAUUAUCAAAUCUCAGGGAACAUCAGCUUAGAUUAAUGUCUGCAAGAGCACGCUAUGAGAGAUACAGUGGCAAUCAAGUUCUUUUUUGUUCAGAAACUAUUGCCAGAUGUUGGUAUAUCCUGCUUUCUGGAUCUGUGCUUAUGAAAGACUCCAUGGUUUUGCCUCCUUGCAGUUUUGGUAAGCAGUUUGGAGGAAAAAGAGGAUGUGAUUGUCUUGUAUUAGAGCCUUCAGAAAUGAUUGUGGUAGAGAAUUCCAAAGAUAAUGAAGAUAGUAUUCUACAAAGAGAAAUUCCUGCCAGACAGUCUCGACGACGGUUUCGGAAAAUUAACUGUAAAGGAGAACGCCAAACUAUUACUGAUGAUGUGGACAUUAACAACUAUCUUUCUCUUCCAGCCGAUCUUACCAAGAUGCACAUUGCAGACAGCCCUCAUCCACAGGUGACUCAUGUGUCUUCUAGUCAGUCUGGUUGUAGCAUUGCCAGUGACUCUGGGAGCAGCAGUUUAUCAGAUAUCUAUCAGGCUACGGAAAGUGAGGUAGGAGAUGUAGAUUUAACACGUCUUCCAGAAGGACCUGUUGAUUCUGAAGAUGAAGAAGAGGAAGAUGAAGAGAUUGAUCGAACAGAUCCACUGCAGGGGCGAGAUCUUGUUCGAGAAUGUCUUGAAAAAGAACCUGCAGACAAAACUGAUGAUGACAUUGAACAAUUACUGGAGUUUAUGCACCAGCUUCCUGCUUUUGCAAACAUGACCAUGUCUGUAAGGAGAGAACUCUGCUCAGUGAUGAUUUUUGAAGUGGUGGAGCAGGCUGGAGCUAUUAUUCUUGAAGAUGGGCAAGAGCUUGACUCAUGGUAUGUUAUUUUAAACGGCACUGUAGAAAUUAGUCAUCCAGAUGGAAAAGUUGAAAAUCUCUUUAUGGGAAAUAGUUUUGGAAUUACACCCACUCUGGAUAAGCAGUACAUGCAUGGAGUUGUUAGGACUAAAGUAGACGAUUGUCAGUUUGUCUGCAUAGCCCAGCAGGAUUAUUGGAGAAUUUUAAAUCAUGUGGAAAAAAAUACCCAUAAAGUUGAGGAAGAGGGAGAAAUUGUUAUGGUACAUGAGCACCGUGAACUAGAUCGCAGUGGAACCAGGAAAGGACACAUUGUAAUCAAGGCAACACCUGAACGUCUCAUCAUGCAUUUAAUAGAAGAGCAUUCCAUUGUGGACCCAACUUAUAUAGAAGAUUUCCUAUUAACUUAUAGAACAUUUCUUGAAAGUCCUUUGGAUGUUGGGACCAAACUAUUGGAAUGGUUUAAAAUUGACAGCUUAAGGGAUAAGGUAACACGGAUUGUAUUAUUAUGGGUAAAUAAUCAUUUUAAUGAUUUUGAAGGUGAUCCUGCUAUGACUCGAUUUCUGGAGGAAUUUGAAAAAAAUCUGGAAGAUACAAAAAUGAAUGGUCAUCUCCGGUUAUUGAAUAUCGCCUGUGCUGCAAAGGCUAAGUGGAGACAGGUUGUGCUGCAAAAGGCUUCCCGGGAGUCCCCUCUGCAUUUCAGCCUAAAUGGAGGAAGUGAGAAGGCAUUUGGUAUUUUUGUUGAAGGUGUAGAACCUGGUAGCAAAGCUGCUGAUGCAGGACUGAAACGUGGUGAUCAGAUAAUGGAAGUAAAUGGACAAAACUUUGAGAAUAUAACGUUUGUGAAGGCCCUUGAAAUUUUGAGGAAUAAUACUCAUCUUGCACUUACUGUAAAGACCAACAUUUUUGUGUUCAAAGAGUUACUUACUAGGACCGAACAAGAGAAAUCUGGUGUUCCUCAUAUUCCCAAAAUUGCUGAAAAAAAAAGUAAUCGCCACUCAAUCCAGGAUGUACCAGGAGAUAUUGAACAGACAUCACAGGAGAAAGGGAACAAGAAAAUAAAAGCAAAUACUGUUUCAGGUGGAAGAAACAAAAUCAGGAAGAUUUUGGAUAAAACACGAUUUAGUAUCUUGCCUCCAAAACUGUUUAGGAAAACGUUUCCUCUUUCUGUAGUGCCUUUACCUGUUGUACCCACCCUGCCCUCCUCUGUUUCUCAGUGUGAAUUGUGUAAAAUCCUUCCUAGUGAUGUAGGCCUGAGCCAAUCACAGGACGACAGCAUUGUGGGAACAAGACACUGUAGGCACAGUUUGGCCAUAAUGCCUAUCCCUGGAACACUCUCAUCCAGCAGCCCCGACCUCCUGCAGCCUACCACCAGCAUGUUGGAUUUUUCUAAUCCCUCAGAUAUUCCUGAUCAAGUUAUAAGAGUUUUCAAAGCAGAUCAACAAAGUUGCUACAUUAUCAUCUGUAAAGACACUACAGCUAAAGAAGUUGUUUGUCAAGCUAUUCAUGAAUUUGGUUUGACUGGUGCAUCUGACACAUAUUCUCUCUGUGAAGUUUCUGUUACUCCUGAGGGUGUCAUAAAACAGAGGAGACUUCCGGACCAGUUCUCCAAAUUAGCUGAUAGAAUUCAGCUCAAUGGAAGGUAUUAUUUAAAAAAUAACAUGGAAACAGAAACCCUGUGUUCGGAUGAAGAUGCUCAAGAACUAAUUAAGGAAAGCCAACUAUCCAUACUGCAGCUCAGUACUAUUGAGGUGGCCACUCAGCUGUCAAUGAGGGACUUUGAUUUAUUUCGUAAUAUUGAGCCUACUGAAUAUAUUGAUGACCUUUUUAAGUUAGAUUCAAAAACAGGAAAUACCCACUUGAAAGAAUUUGAAGAUAUUGUAAACCAAGAGACAUUCUGGGUGGCCUCAGAGAUUUUAACUGAAUCAAAUCAGCUCAAACGAAUGAAGAUUAUUAAACAUUUUAUUAAAAUUGCACUUCAUUGUCGAGAAUGUAAGAACUUCAAUUCCAUGUUUGCAAUAAUAAGUGGCUUGAACCUGGCAUCUGUAGCACGACUCAGAGGUACUUGGGAAAAGUUACCAAGCAAGUAUGAGAAACACCUCCAAGAUCUACAAGACCUUUUUGAUCCAUCUAGAAACAUGGCAAAAUAUAGAAAUAUUCUUAGUAGUCAAAGCAUGCAGCCUCCAAUUAUUCCACUCUUCCCCGUUGUCAAGAAAGAUAUGACAUUUCUACAUGAAGGAAAUGAUUCCAAAGUAGAUGGUUUAGUAAAUUUUGAGAAGCUCAGAAUGAUUGCCAAGGAAAUUCGUCAAGUUGUUCGAAUGACUUCUGCUAACAUGGACCCAGCUGUGAUGUUCCGACAGAGGAAGAAGAGGUGGCGGAGUCUGGGGUCACUGAGUCAAGGCAGCACAAAUUCAAACAUGCUGGAUGUUCAGGGAGGUGCUCACAAAAAAAAGGCACGCCGUAGCUCUCUGCUUAAUGCUAAGAAGCUGUACGAAGAUGCCCAAAUGGCAAGGAAAGUGAAGCAAUAUCUUUCCAGUCUGGAUGUAGAAACAGAUGAGGAGAAGUUCCAGAUGAUGUCAUUGCAAUGGGAGCCUGCAUAUGGUACCUUGACCAAGAAUCUAAGUGAAAAAAGAUCAGUCAAGUCAUCAGAAAUGUCUCCAGUGCCUGUGAGGUCAGCUGGCCAAGCAGCUAAAGCCCAUUUGCAUCAGCCCCACAGAGUGAGCCAGGUGCUUCAGGUGCCAGCUGUAAAUUUGCACCCCAUCAGGAAGAAGGGACAAGCAAAAGACCCUGCCACACUGAGUACAAGUUUACCUCAGAAAGUUUUAGGAACAACUGAAGAAAUAAGUGGUAAGAAACAUACAGAAGACACUAUUUCUAUGGCAUCAUCCUUACAUUCUAGUCCUCCUGCGUCUCCUCAAGGUUCCCCUCGCAAAGGUUAUACACUUAUACCAUCAGCUAAAUCUGACAACUUGUCUGACUCCAGCCAUAGUGAGAUUUCUUCACGGUCCAGCAUUGUGAGCAAUUGCUCUGUUGACUCCAUGUCUGCAGCUCUACAGGAUGAACGGUGUUCCUCCCAGGCUGUGGCAGUCCCUGAAUCCACUGCAGCAUUUGAAAAGACAGAGCACUCCUCAGGGAUAGGAGACCAUAGUCAGCCUGGCCCUGGGUGGACACUCUCGAAGCCAUCACUAAUCAAGAAUUUAGCUGUCUCAUCUUCUAUGAGCAAUGACGAGAUUUCUCAUGAGCAUAUCAUUAUAGAAGCAGCUGAUAGUGGUCGUGGAAGUUGGACUUCCUGUUCAAGCAGCUCCCAUGACAACUUCCAAAGCCUUCCAAACCCAAAAGGCUGGGAUUUUUUGAACUCUUACCGACAUACCCAUUUGGAUGGUCCCAUAGCUGAAGUUGAACCCACUGACUGUGAGCCCUGUACCUGUCCUAAAGGCUGCUCUCUAACUUGUGGUCAGUGUAAAGGAAGCCUAGAGACUAAUCAGAUGAGGCAGAGUUGGGCUUCCUCUAGUUCUCUGUCUGAUACAUACGAACCAAACUAUGGGACAGUUAAACGGAGAGUGUUGGAGAGCACCCCAGCUGAGUCAUCUGAAGGCUUGGACCAUAAGGACGGCAUCGACCCCGUUUAUAAAACUGUUACUUCGAGUACAGAAAAGGGCUUGAUUGUGUACUGUGUCACUUCACCCAAGAAGGAGGAUAGGUAUAGGGAGCCACCUCCCACUCCUCCAGGAUACAUGGGGAUUUCUUUAGCAGACCUAAAGGAAGGACCCCACCUACACCUAAAACCUCCAGAUUAUAGUGUGGCAGUGCAGAGGUCAAAGAUGAUGCAUAACAGCCUCUCUAGACUGCCACGAGCUUCUCUCAGUAGCAACCCUGUGGCCUGUGUUCCAUCGAAGAUCGUAACUCAGCCUCAGAGGCAUAAAUUGCAGCCAUCCCAUCCUAAACUAGCAGAUGUGACUGACGCAGAUAGCGAAGCAGAUGAAAAUGAACAGGUUUCAGCAGUGUAGCCUUUGGAUUGACCUGAUUGAAGUCUACUGAAAGUCAUGGAGGAAGGAGUGAGCAGAACCAACUCACAAUUCUGCAGGCCGUUGCCAACAGAUAGCUCGCUGCUCCUGCUGCUAACCCAGAGGUUUUAUUUCCUGUACUCUGAGCAAUGAGAUAGCCCUGAAUCAUGCUUCCUUUCAUUUAAUCCCUGCAGAUGCAUAGUUUCCUCAGCUAUGGAUGUUGUGCCUGGAUACCAGUCUUCGCUUUGCACACCAGACCUGCCUUGGGACCACAGUUACUAGAGCAAAUUCAAACUCGAGACCUCCCCAUAUAUAUCACUAUAGAUUUUCCUUUAACAUGUUAUUUUUAAGAUAGUAGUAGUGGUAGUAUUUUCAAGCCAUAGCUUGGGUUAACAGACAAAUUCAGAAUGUCUGCCAAUACCAAGGAUAUUUUUAUGUAUUUGAAAAGUAACUUAUUAUUUGAAGUUUUGUGGUUUUGUUUGUAUUUGGGAGCUCUUGUUAAUUGAUGUUCAUGUUUGAGGCCAUAAAACUAUGUCUCUGAUCUGACCAAACUGAAGCCAUCUUUACAGGAUGAUGUUUGAUCUAUACAGAGAUGUAAUCAUCUGUAGCACCAACGAAACGUAGGGUCUCAGUUUGAGUGGAACAGGAAUCCGUUUGCUGUUGAGGUGUUAGGAAGGAGAAUACUGCCAUCUGCUGGUCAGGAUUUGGAAAGCCAAAUGAAGCUACCACAGGGUCCUAGCAGUCUCUUGGGGAAAGGAAGGGGUAUGACGGGGUGUGUAGCAACCCUAAUUUCCAAAGAAUGAAAUGUUUAUCUUACAUAACAUGUAUACCAAUUCUUUCUGAAGUGAAAGUCAUUCUCUAACUGUAGCUAUAAGUAUAAAUCCAGUAAAUAGAGAAUGAGUUCUAGACAGUUCUACUCUGUGGAAACCCAUACCUAAAAUUUUUCACAACUCAAAUUUGGAAUGUUUUUAAAGGACAUGUUAUCUUUGACGGUAUAGUUAUGAAGAUCAAUUUAGCUUUAUGCGGUGUUCUGCAGCACCCACCACCCAACCCCCAUCUCACAGCACAAGGCUGUUUUUAAUCUUCAUAAACCCUGCAGCUCCCAGUGCUUGCAGGUAAAGCUCAUUAGCACACCGAGGUCUAUAAUUGGUUGAAAAUUUUGUGGGGGAAAGAGGAGCUAGAAUUAUGGAAGUGAUUAUUUCUUGGUUUUCACUGUAGGCCUUGAGAGGAAGGAGAUAUAUAUAUAUAUUUAACAGCCUGUUGGGCUUGGCACUCUUAAGUAUUUAAUUAAAAUUUCAAUGACUGUUUACUGGAUGAGGUAGACUUUCCGCAUUUAAAAAAGAUUAAGUAUGAUGUUUUCUACAUCUUAAGUUUAAAUUUUUUCAUUUGUUUUUUAGUGUAAAGGCAAGUGAAAGGUUAAUAAACUUCUGUGACUACCAAAAAAAAAAAGAGCCAAAGCCAUUAAUGUGUACUGCCCAAAUCAACUUGGAGCCAAAAAUAGGUUUACUUCUGAAUGGUUAUCCAUAUGUGAAUUUAUAGGAUUUAGUUGGCUUAUUACUUCCUUUUGAAAAGUUUGUUCUCAUUUUUUUUCCUAGCUCUCUCUUCCUUCUCUCUAUCAUCCUCCUAUUUCCUUCAUUUUAAAAUCAUAAAUCAGUGCCAACUGGUAAAUGGCAGUAGUCCAUCUUUUCUAUCAAAAUGAUAAUUUCUUCAUUUUAGGAAAAAUAGCAUGUCUGAAAAAUUCCCAUGGGCAAAAAACUGUAAAUACGAAACUUAAGCCUUAGAAAUUAACCCCAGGUAUGUUAGAAUGAGGCUAGUUGGCUCCAUAGCUUUCUUGGCCCAUUGAAAUGGAAAGUAACCUGGAUCAAAAAUCCUGGUUUGAAAGUAACACUGUAAAGGUUUGAUCUAUAAACAGUGGUCCUGUGAUCAUAAAUUUUUCUUUCACUGAUUUACACAAUAUUAUUUUCAUGUCCAGAGCAAAACAAAGUGAAAGAUAUUUUUGCUACAACCAUCUUUUUAUCCAGUUUGGGUAUUUAUUCUCACCAUUUUAUAUCCACUCCCUGGAAAAAUGUGCUGUUUGCACAGUAUCUGUUUUUUUAGCAGGUCUUUCAAACCAGAUGGGAGCCUUCUCCAUCGUUGUCCUCAAUGUUGUGGAUAAUAUCUUGCACAGAGAGUCAGAGGCUUGUGGUUUUGGACUUGCACCUUGUAGCUGCCUUUGUUUCCUGUAGCUUGAAAUGUGAGUGUUUGGAUCAGCUGAUCACAUUGAUCAAGAACUAAAGCCAAAUGCUUUCUAGUUUGAUAUGUAUUUAUCCCUUAAAAAAUCGUGGCGUUUUGAUCUUUAUAUUCUAAUUUACGGUACAUUCCUGCCUUCUCUUAGUUUGUCACGUGACUAGAACAAGAGAAGCCUUAACCUAUACUUGCUCCAAUUCAAAAUGCCUGUUUGUUUUUAUUUUAUAAAUUUAUAAGUAUACUGAAGAGAUCUGUGCCCUCAUUGUACCACAACUCUGAAUCUGCCAGGGCUAUUGAAGCAGUAAAUCCUCACUGCAAACUUUUGCCAAAUAAUAAGUUUCAACAAAAAUCUCUGCAUAAUGAAAGAUUUGGAGAAUUAGUAAAUCCAAUAUAUACUUCCAUAAAGGUUUAUUGUAAUUUAAUAGAGUCUUACUUUCUCCAAAUGGUUACUUGCAGUAUGAUAUUUGGGGAGAAAAAGCCUUUAAAUGGUUUUUCUUGAGGGUGAUGUCGCAUUGUCAUCAUCUGCAUAACCACCUUGAGAAUCUCUCCUAGGCUUGAAAUGUGACAGUAAUCAUGGAGAUAUCCAAGAACAAUUCUAAUUUUUAUAAAGUGUUUUCUGCCCUUUAAAAAGAAGGGGAGAAAGAGUUUCCUUGUGAUUAUUAUUCUGAUACAUACGUUUCUAAAAAAUGUGAUAUUAAAGUAGAUGUAUCCCUUUAGUAUUACCGUAAAUGUGAUAUAGCAAAGGGAUAAAUCUUCAAAAAAGUGUCACAGUACAUUUUCAAAUUUAAACUUGAACCCCAGUUCAUCUGUAAUUUCUGUUGUGCUUUUUUAAGGCUUCUUUACUUUUGAUAUACAGAAUACAGUUGUACUUAACCUUUUAAAAUUGAAACGUGAGCUGAUCAGCAAAGGACAAAAACAAAACUGCACAGUCAUAAUAAUCAAAUAGCAAUUAUACUGCACAAUUCAGUGAUUGUAAAGUGUCCUGUAACAAGCAAUGUUUGUCUCCUAUUUUUUGAUACCUCUUAAACUUAUGUCUUUUAGAAAGACAGUGCCUCUGUAUGCUUUUUGUAUUUUUAUUGAGUGUAAAUAUUUGUUAUAUUUUUGGUUAAGAGAAUGUAAAAGUACCAUUUAUUAUUAUCAUAUCUACUAAUACAUUGGUGGAAUCAAUAAAGAAUCUAAUUAACCUCUGCACUUUAUGGCUAAUGUAUGGGAGCAGGUUAUAUACCCAGUCAUUCAAGAGGACCAGUCUGGGACCUGCACUGGUGUGAAGGCAUUUUUUGUUUUAAGUCUCCAGAGAAAUUGGAAUUGUCCAAUUAUGGUUGACAUUAUGGUAUCUGUGAAACACCUAGCUAUUGUUUUGUUUAGUUUUUUAAAAGUGUAUUCAACUACAAACCAAGUUUAACAGUGGCUUAAACCCUAUUGGACUGUUUUUCUUUUAUAUCAGAAAAGUCUACUGGCAGACUGUUUAGGGCUGGUACGGGGAUUCUACAGUUCUGUUGUGGUCUCAGGGAUUCUGACGUUUACACCUGAGGGCAUCACUGCAGUGCUUCAAGAAGGAAGGGUUUGCAGGAAAGUUGCAAAUGUGUAUCCCUUUUAUUAGCAAAACAACAGCUUUUCUAGAACUCCACUUGCAUAAUUCUGCUUACCUCCCACUAGUCAAAACUGUCACAUGACCAGUGGCUGCAAGGAAACCUGGGAAAUGAACUUUUUUAGCUGAGCAGUGGAUGGCUCCAAGUAAAAGUGGCAUUCUUUUCAGUGAAGAAGGAAAGAAUGAAUAUUGAAUGGGCAGCUAGCUCGGUCUACCACAGCAUGCCUAUUGCCCACUCCUUCAAGAAGUGCAUUUACAUGUAAGUGCAGUAAUUUAUUUAUUGGGAUCAGAUCCUAGGACCCUGGCAAAGAAGGGGGAAAUUCUCCUUUAGUACUCCUUUGUAAAGUUUCCCAGUCGCUCCUCUGUACCCAGAGAAUAUUACUCCCCUGCUAGGUAAGGCUUCUACCUCCUCCCAGUUUACCUCCUCCCAACACACACACACACACAC